Molecule: messenger RNA, 2118 nt
Organism: Rhinichthys klamathensis goyatoka
Lineage: Eukaryota; Metazoa; Chordata; Actinopteri; Cypriniformes; Leuciscidae
Gene: shc1
Product: SHC (Src homology 2 domain containing) transforming protein 1
Exons: 12
Coding region: 174-1967 (597 amino acids)
Biological process (GO): cell surface receptor protein tyrosine kinase signaling pathway; intracellular signal transduction
Cellular component (GO): plasma membrane
Molecular function (GO): receptor tyrosine kinase binding
Source: RefSeq, a predicted model, not a curated record
CGGACUAAACAGUCAGCGCACUGUCAUCUCUCUGGUGCGAUGAUGAAGGAAUCAGUGGAUGCCGAGAAAAAGAGGACUAUAAAAGACAAGGGAAGACAAGUUAUUGAUUGUAAUAGAGCAACGUAGAAAGACAUUUAAAGACGCUUAGUGGACACUGAGACGGCUGAGACAUCAUGGAGCUCGUCCCCAAAACCAAAUACACGCCCUUCAGGAGCGACUCCUUCAGCUCAACAGACGAGACGGUGUCCAAUCCCUCCCUCCCUUCUUCUGCUCCUCUCACUCCUCUCACCCCUCCUGGCAUCCCUCCUUCUCUCUCCUCGUCCUCCCUCACCCCCAUCCUCCCUCCUUCGUCUCCACGGCAGGCUGAGAACAGCCCCACCACCCUCUGCUCCUUCUUCCCCAAGAUGGGAGCCCUGCGGCUGGGCGUGUCUUCCACUCUGCUCCCAGGCCUGAAGGCCUCCAGCAAGCUGGCGAGCAUGCCAGGUGGUCAGGGAGGUUUGAGAGAGUUUCAGGAAGACACUAGGACCUCCGCCGCCAGCUCUUCUCUUCCUCCUCCUCUUCCUCUCCUUUCUCUAACAGCCCCAUCUCCUCCUCCUCGUCCCCCACAGGAUAUGAACCGGCUGGGCGGGGCCUCGCGGAGGGCCCGUGUGGAAGGGGGCCAGCUCGGCGGAGACGAGUGGACACGGCACGGCUCCUUUGUCAACAAGCCCACCCGAGGUUGGCUGCACUCGGACAAUGUGGUCAGCACCAGUGGGGUCUCUUACUCUGUCAGGUAUAUGGGCUGCGUGGAGGUGCUGCAGUCAAUGAGAGCACUGGACUUCAAUACCAGAACUCAGGUUACCAGGGAGGCAAUAUCAGUGGUGUGUGAGGCAGUACCAGGUGCCAAAGGAGCUCAGCGAAGGAGAAAGCCCUCCUCUCGUUGUCUCUCCUCCAUCUUAGGGAAGAGUAAUCUCCAGUUUGCUGGAAUGACAAUCAACCUCACCGUGUCGACCAGCAGUCUGAACCUACUGGCAGCCGACUGCAAACAGAUUAUCGCCAACCAUCACAUGCAGUCCAUCUCUUUUGCAUCAGGAGGAGAUCCAGACACAGCAGAGUAUGUUGCCUAUGUCGCCAAAGACCCCGUCAAUCAAAGAGCAUGUCAUAUCCUGGAAUGCUCAGAGGGCUUGGCUCAGGAGGUCAUCAGCACCAUAGGUCAGGCUUUUGAACUGCGCUUUAAACAGUACCUGAAGAACCCCCCCAAACUGGUUACCCCUCAUGAUCGGAUGGCUCCUUUCGAUGGGUCAGCCUGGGAGGAAGAGGAAGAGGACUUGGCUCCACCCCCAGAGGUUCCAUAUUACAAUAACUUCCCGGGUAAACAGCCUCCCCCUGGAGGCCUUGUUGAUAUGAGAAACCGUCCUGGACACAGUACAGGAGCCACGCUGCCCUAUGGACAGCCCAGCCAGAACGAUAUUCACAAGCAGCCUCUACCUCCUCUACCAGUGGGUGUUAAGGAGGGAGGCUUGUUUGAUGACCCCUCAUACGUCAAUGUGGAUAAACCCCGCCUCCCAGCAGGGGCGGCAGCAGCAGCCAAUGGAAAUGCUCAUAGAGAUGCGUUUGACAUGAAGCCAUUUGAUGCUGCUUUAGGAGUGUCGGGAGCAGUGGCGCCCCCUCUGGCAGAGCAGUUGCAGAACGAGCCCUGGUUCCAUGGACCUCUAAGCCGCAGGCAGGCCGAAAGACUCCUGACCAAGGAUGGAGACUUCCUGGUGCGGGAGUCAGGCACCACACCAGGCCAGUACGUCCUCACUGGACAGCAGGGCAGCCAAGCCAAACACCUGCUUCUGGUGGAUCCUGAGGGAGUGGUGCGCACCAAAGACCACCGCUUCGAGAGUGUCAGUCACUUGAUUAGCUAUCACAUGGACAACCGCCUGCCAAUCAUCUCAGCAGGAAGCGAGGUGUGUCUGCAGCAGCCAGUCGAUCGCCGAGCUUGAGAAAAAAGGCCGAUUUUUCUCCACCACCCUUUUUAGAGAAAAAAACUCCUCCCUUUCCCUCUCCCUUUUUUUUUUUUUUUUUAGCCAGACUCUUUUAGAGAAAUACUUUUUUCCAAAAUGGGAGUGUAAGCUAAUCAUAUCUUCACAGAAA